Molecule: messenger RNA, 1589 nt
Organism: Tarenaya hassleriana
Lineage: Eukaryota; Viridiplantae; Streptophyta; Magnoliopsida; Brassicales; Cleomaceae
Product: RNA pseudouridine synthase 7
Exons: 12
Coding region: 37-1239 (400 amino acids)
Biological process (GO): pseudouridine synthesis
Molecular function (GO): RNA binding; pseudouridine synthase activity
Source: RefSeq, a predicted model, not a curated record
CAGAGGAAAUCUAAAACCCAUAUACAGAGUAAAACCAUGAAAAGAAAGCAGCGAGACGACAACGGCGAUAACACCACGGCCUCCGGAGAAGACGCUGCCGUCGGAACCACCGCUCCGAACGGAAUGAGCGCCGAUAUAGUUUGGCAGACGCCAGCGAAUCCGCCGCAGAAGCAGGAUUACAUCUUUCACAACGGGAGACGCCAUGUGAGGCCGUACUACUUCGAGUUCAUUUCUCAUGUGAAGAAUAGAUGGGCGGGGAAAACGAUUGUGGAUUUGUUUGCGGACGAAUUCAAAGGCAGGCCGCGUGAAUAUUAUGUUAGUGCAGUCAAAUGUGGGAGGAUACAAGUUGAUGGCGAAUUCGUGCCAGUUUCUUAUGUUGUUAGAUCGUCCCAGAAGAUUAGCCAUUUCUUGCACAGGCAUGAACCACCGGUGAUGUCUUGGGACAUCGAGGUCCUUCAGAAAGAACCAGAUGUAGUUACAAUCUGCAAACCUGCAUCUGUUCCUGUGCAUCCAUGUGGCCAAUACCGGAAGAAUACAGUUGUGGGCAUCCUUCAAGCUGAGUAUGACUUGGCACCUCUAUUCCCUGUUCACCGACUGGAUCGUUUAGUUUCUGGAUUGCUCAUCUUAGCCAGAAAUGCUCCAAAAGCUGAUAUUUUCAGACAACAGAUUGAAGGUGGAAUGGUGAAGAAACAAUAUAUUGCUAAGGUUAUUGGUGUUUUCCCAGAGGAUGAGAUAGUUGUUGACGCCAACAUAAAUUAUAAUGCUAGAGAAGGAAGAAGCACAGCAGAGGAAGCAAAUGCUUCCGGUGAUAAUCACGUGAAGGGAAAGCCUGCUUGUACGAAGUUCACAAGAAUAUCUACCAACGGGACUCAUAGCCUCAUCCUGUGUGAACCAGUUACAGGGCGCACUCAUCAAAUACGAGUGCAUCUGCAGUACACUGGCCAUCCCAUAGCGAAUGACCCGCUUUACCUCUUUGAACACGGGAAUGAUCGCUCUGCCAAAGGAACAAAUGCUGAUGAACGGGUAAACUGCAACUUGGGCGAGAGGAAAAUAUCUCUGCCCAGCGAUUACGGGCACUCUAGCGAAGAUUUCAGCAUCGACCCAAUGUGCACCAAUUGCCCAAACUUGGUCCCAAAGGGGUACGAGGAACAUGACGAGGGACUGUGGCUACAUUGUGUUAGAUACUCCGGACCGGGAUGGACAUAUGAGUGUCCGUAUCCAGAUUGGGCGUCUCUUUAGAUCCUAAUGAAGAAUCCUCCUCUCUUCUUGGUUUGUGUCUAAUGGGGAUGAAACAGCUUUCAAGAUCAUCAACACCUAGUGUCGUGAGACAUUCAAUCAUGGUGAGUUGGAGUUGCAUAGAUGGGUGGGCCAUUAUGUGAGAGAGAGAGAGAGAGAGAGAGAGAGAGAGAGAGAGAGAGAGAGAGAGGAGAAGAUCAAGUUGAUAUGUUAGAUUCCUUCACUUUCCAGUCACUGAACACUGUUGAUGUUGCAGAAUCCAAGAUUCUCCACUCAUCCAACCUUUUGACUUGCGGGGAAGCGCUGAUUCAUUGUACGUUCUCUUCUAUUCAUAAUUUUUUUCUUCUCAUUAA